This is a messenger RNA of Puccinia graminis f. sp. tritici CRL 75-36-700-3, 567 nucleotides long. RefSeq lists its product as uncharacterized. NCBI's taxonomy places the organism in Eukaryota, Fungi, Basidiomycota, Pucciniomycetes, Pucciniales, Pucciniaceae. The record is from RefSeq and is a predicted model, not a curated record. Bases 1 to 567 code for a protein of 188 amino acids. The transcript is spliced from 3 exons.
AUGUUAUCCACACUCGGGAAUAUCUACAUGAUUGACACGUUUUUCCUCAAGGCCUUGUGGCUCAUAAUCAGUCCCGAGGUUCUAGCCUUUCAAUACCGAAGCGGCCUGCAAGACAAUGGGGGCACCCUGUGGGAUGUCGUUGAUCCAACUCGGAAGUUCGGGAGCCUUUCUGAGGAUACACUGGCGGCGUCGCCCAGCUUCCAAGGCGUAGGGAUCGCUAGCCAAAACCCAAUCACGCACCUCAAUCAUCAACAGCAAGAGUUUUCAACACUGGGAACCUAUACUCAUUCAAUCAUUCAGCCUGGAACGCAGGAAGGGAGAAUCCUUCACCUUACAUCCUACUUUCCAUUAUGUGCCGAUCAUAUGGAACCAGAAUCAAUCCCACAUAGAGAAAAACGACAAAAGCUGGCAGAGCUGGACUUGCCAGGUGACCAGGAAUCCAGUUUCCACGCGGGGGUCCUAUCUACGUCGGAACCCACAGAGUGGCUCUCAUCCACGGCCAACAUAGAAGCUUACACGACGCAGGCUUGGAUAGCUUUCAACCUGCAAGCAACAUAUUUCAUCUAA